Molecule: messenger RNA, 2272 nt
Organism: Phragmites australis (common reed)
Lineage: Eukaryota; Viridiplantae; Streptophyta; Magnoliopsida; Poales; Poaceae
Product: probable protein phosphatase 2C 6
Exons: 4
Coding region: 414-1862 (482 amino acids)
Biological process (GO): protein dephosphorylation
Molecular function (GO): protein serine/threonine phosphatase activity; cation binding
Source: RefSeq, a predicted model, not a curated record
UCCUUUCUGCCCGUAACUUCCGAACCCAACAAUUACCCUCCCUCCGCUACCCCGCUCUGCAGGUCGAGGGCGCGUGCUUGCCCUUGCUGCUUAGUUUGUUGCGACGCACUUCGGUGCCGCGCGCUUGUUUCCUUCCUUCCUCCCUCACGAGGGUGCUGCCUGCCUGUGGCUUGGCGAUUCGGGAACUUGGUAUUCGGAUCCGCGUGUGCCCUGCCUCGAGAGCUGUGUGAGGUGUGGGUGUCUGGAUUUGGGGGCGGAUCGGCGCAGAUCUGGAGGCCCAUGAGUAGGCGGCGGCGAAGGGGUAGCGGGAGCGAUGCGGUGCUGCGGACGAGGAGGUGAGCCUGCGUGGCAAGGUGAUCCUGGAGGAGGGGACGGCAGCGGGGGUGGUGGUGGCGGAGGAGGAGGCUGGAGGGAUGGAGGACGUCGUAGCGGUAGUAGCCCCGCUAGCCGCGCCGUCGGCGCCGGCGUUUAGCCCCGCGGCGGCGGGGCUCACGCUGAUCGCCGCCGCGUCCGCGGACCCCAUCGCGGCCGCGGUUGUGGGGGCCAUGGAGGGGGUCCCCGUGCUCGUGCCCUCGGUCAGGACGGCCUCGGCGGUGGAGGACGACGUGCUGGCCCCAGAAGCGGGAGGGGGACCGGCGUCGGCGGCGGGGAGCCCGUGCUCGGUGGCCAGCGACUGCAGCAGCGUGGCGAGCGCAGACUUCGAGGGGGUCGGGCUGGGCUACUUCGGUGCGGCGGCGGGUGAUGACGGUGGGGCGAUGGUGUUCGAGGACUCAGCAGCGUCUGCGGCCACGGUCGAGGCGGAGGCGAGGGUCGCGGCUGGUGGGAGGAGCGUUUUUGCGGUGGACUGUGUGCCGCUGUGGGGGUACACGUCCAUAUGUGGCCGCCGGCCGGAGAUGGAGGACGCCGUUGCCACGGUGCCGCGAUUCUUCGACGUGCCGCUAUGGAUGCUUACCGGCAAUGCUGUGGUCGAUGGGCUCGAUCCCAUGACGUUCCGUUUGCCCGCACAUUUCUUCGGCGUGUACGACGGCCACGGUGGGGCACAGGUUGCAAAUUACUGUCGAGAACGCCUCCACCUGGCGCUGGUGGAGCAGCUGAGCAGGAUAGAGGAGACCGUGUGUGCUGCUAACUUGGGAAACGUAGAGUUCAAGAAGCAGUGGGAAAAGGCCUUUUUGAACUGCUUCUCCAGAGUGGAUGACGAGGUUGGGGGCAAGGCGAUCUGGGGAGGCGGCGGCGGCGCAGGCACAAACGAUGCUGCUGCGGCGGUUGUGCUAGAACCUGUGGCACCAGAGACUGUAGGUUCGACCGCGGUGGUCGCUAUUAUCUGCUCCUCACAUAUCAUUGUCGCUAAUUGUGGAGAUUCACGGGCAGUGCUCUGCCGCGGCAAGAAGCCCGUGCCUCUGUCGGUGGAUCAUAAACCUAACAGGGAGGAUGAGUAUGCAAGGAUUGAGGCAGAGGGUGGCAAGGUUAUACAGUGGAAUGGUUAUCGAGUUUUCGGUGUUCUUGCAAUGUCACGAUCUAUUGGUGACAGAUAUCUGAAGCCAUGGAUAAUUCCAGUCCCGGAGAUCACAAUUGUUCCCCGGGCGAAGGAUGAUGAGUGCCUUAUUCUUGCCAGUGAUGGCCUCUGGGAUGUAAUGUCAAACGAAGAGGUAUGUGAUGUUGCCCGCAAGCGGAUACUUCUAUGGCACAAAAAGAUUGGCAUAAACUCGUCAUCAGCCCCACGAGUCGGUGAUUCCGCAGACCCAGCUGCUCAAGCGGCUGCUGAAUGUUUGUCAAAGCUUGCUCUCCAGAAGGGGAGCAAAGACAACAUUACCGUCAUUGUAGUUGACCUCAAGGCACAACGGAAGUUUAAGAGCAAAACCUAACCAUGGCUUGAGGAACAACUAGUGACCAUUUGGUAGGAACCUAUAGAUUUGGAGAAUCCAAAUUUUAGUCCGCUGCCUUAGUACAUUACUUAGCCCAGUUCUUUCUUUUCCCAGUUUUUUUCCUGCCAAGGGCUGUAUUCCCCGUAUGAUCGCAAAAUCCGCAUCAGGAUUUAUGUUUCCUGAUUGCGGUGAUGAUCCUGGUUUCCAUUCUUCUUUCUUCGUUGCCCCUUAUUCUUUUUGUUAAACUGGGCCCCUCCAUGUAUCUGGCAAUGCAUAUUUGAGCUUGUAGGGUACAAAAGAAACCUAGUGUUAUAAAGGAUUAUGUAUCCUGCCUGCAUGACGACGUGAAAUCCAGCAGUCACAUACUCGCAUGAGAUGGCUUCGUGUGGGAAAUCUUAUGUUUUUUGACA